Messenger RNA from Leptopilina boulardi, 2853 nucleotides. RefSeq lists its product as uncharacterized. The coding region runs from base 860 to 2704 and encodes 614 amino acids. The transcript is spliced from 6 exons. Gene Ontology annotation, cellular component: nucleus. NCBI's taxonomy places the organism in Eukaryota, Metazoa, Arthropoda, Insecta, Hymenoptera, Figitidae. The record is from RefSeq and is a predicted model, not a curated record. Gene Ontology annotation, molecular function: RNA polymerase II cis-regulatory region sequence-specific DNA binding; DNA-binding transcription factor activity, RNA polymerase II-specific. Gene Ontology annotation, biological process: regulation of transcription by RNA polymerase II.
AUUUAUUUGAUGAAAAUCAUUUUUUGAUGAAGACGAUAAUUUUCAAUAAUAUUUAUACCCGAUUUAAAUACCCCGUUUGAAAGCCACGCGAGUGGGCGGCGCAUCCAAUGAGAAAAGGGCCCUCUCUUCUUUUCUGGUCCUCGAGGCAUGAUCAUCAUCAUCCCCCUUACAAACAAGAAUCUCUUUUUCAAGGGUGGAGGGGGACUUUUCUCUAAACUCCAACAGCAUCUUUCAAUCCUCUAACCAGUAGAGAGAAGUCACACUUUCCUCUUAUCUCGGGUCAGUUCACUUGCAACAUUCUUCGAGCUCUCGCGAUCUUCAGUCUCAAAGAUAACGUGAUUUUCUCAACAUCGACCAAAAAUUUAUAUUUAUUUAGGCCCCUGAAAUUUUAUUUCCCAAAUUCGUUUAUUUAGUUUUUGGGGGUUUUUUCAUUUUAAGAAAAAAAAAAAAUUUAUUAAAUCGAUUAUAAUUUUCAAAAAGGUGAUAUGAAAAUUUAAAAUUGAAAAGAAAAAUACGGAGAUGUAAAUAAAAUUAAAUAGAAAAUUUCUAGUGAUAAAAAAUUCUAGUCUUUUGGAAAUAAAAAUCUUGGAAAAUUUGAAUGCAGUUCAACGAUUUGUGUUUUCGCGUAAACAUCAGAAAAUAACUGCGAACAUACGUCAUAUUACACUUAUAAGUGUCGUAAUAAUCGAGAUAAUAUAGAGGAGAAAGAUUUCUCAUUUAGAAGCAACCUAAACUGCAAUCUAAUCAAACAAUUUCAAUUUUAAGAUGAUUUUAAUUGAAAGAAUAAAAUUACACGAAUUUUGAAAUUUUUAUUGUGCAUAUAUAUAAGAUAUAUAGAAGGAGAAAAAAAGAAAAGAAAAUGCAUCUUGAAAAAAUUUUGGGAUUGAUGAAAGAAGAGAAUUUUAGUGAUAGUCAAAUAAAACGAGAAAGUGAAAAUUUCACAUUUUCCGGAGCAUCAUUGAGCUCAAUGUCGAAUGAGUGGACGACGUCACAGAUGGAGAGUACAACCCUUUCGCCAUUGAUAUUGAGUCCAAAGACAGAAGAAGAGAUCAACGAAUGGGAUCAAAUUAGUUCAAUAUUUCAAUAUCCAACAGUUGAUCCCUAUUAUUUUGAAUCGGGAAAUCUUUAUUCACCGGGCAGUACAGGAAGUGAAGUUUCAACUCCAACAUGGGGCAGUGGAAUUCAUAAAAGUGAAUACGGUGAAUUUUCCGAUGAAGUGUUGAGGAAUCAACGAUUGCCACCAGUUGAAACUGUUUUUUCAUUCUCGAGGCCUUUUGGAAGUCAAAUUUCCGAUUUCCCAAAUGUUCAGGUAUUUGAAGAGUUCCAAGAGCCACAGGAAGUGCAAAAUUUGAAUUUACAAAUUAACGAUAUUUUAAAUGACACAAAUACAAAUGAUAGUUUACAAAUUAUUGAUGAAUUUGAUUUGGGUUUAAUUCGAGGUGAUCCAACGACAUUGAUAACGAAUUUUGAAUUGUCAAAAGGAUCAACUUAUCAUGAUCUCUCAGAACAAACAGAAAUUGUUAAUGACACAUCAUCGUCAUCUUCCUGUUAUGCCGUUGGUCAUCUAAUGUCAUCACAACAAUCAACAACUCCAAUCAAUUUCAAACACAAUAUUCAGGAUUUUCAAAUACAAAAUAUUGACGACAAUCAAAUUGUCCUGCCGAGAAAUGAGGGACUUUUAAUUGCCAAUAAUCAUCGUCGAGUUCCAUCUAUAAAAAUAGAAAACUCAACAAAACGAGACGAUUCCUAUGGAGACAGACAAAAUGAAGAGUAUCGCUGUCAGUGGAUCGACUGCGGUAGUGUUUUCACGGAACAAGAAGGUUUGGUACGACACAUUGAAAAGAGACAUGUUGAAUCGUCGUCAUCACAUUCCCAUGUUCAUAGCAGAAGAAGCCAUAAGGAUCGCGAUAAGGAUAAGGAACGAGAUCAUAAUAAUGCAAAUAAUUCAAAUACCAGUCAGGAUGAAUUUACGUGUCAUUGGCAAGGAUGUCCACGGGCACGUCCUUUCAAUGCUCGUUACAAAUUACUCAUUCAUAUGAGGGUUCACAGUGGCGAAAAACCUAAUAAAUGUCCAUUUGCUGGCUGUACGAAGGCAUUUUCUCGUCUGGAAAAUUUAAAAAUCCAUCAAAGAUCACACACUGGUGAGAGGCCCUAUGCUUGUCAGCAUCGUGGUUGUUCAAAAGCUUUUAGCAAUAGCAGCGAUCGUGCAAAACAUCAGAGAACUCAUUACGAUACGAAACCAUACGCAUGUCAAGUUACUGGUUGUGGCAAACGUUACACGGAUCCAUCGAGUUUACGAAAACAUUUGAAAAAUCAUACGGAAAAUUCGUCAUCAAAUCAACAGAAACAAUCGUCAGGAUUAUCAUGUAAAGAACAGCCAUUAAAUCGAAUUUAUCAGGAAACAACGAAUACAAAAGUUUUACGAUUGGACAAUCAACAAAUGAUAUCGAAUAACAAUGGAAAUUAUCGUAGUCGAAAAGGUUCCGAUUUAUUGGAUGAAGAUGAAAGUGAAUUUUCUCUUAAUUUUGAUGACAGCCAACAGGAAUAUAUUCCCUAUGAAUCAGUGAAACGAUUUCUCACCGAUGACAAUUACAACGAUAAUAAUGUUACAGAUUAUGAAAAUUUUCAAGAACUCGGAUCCGAUAUUGAACAACAAUUUUUGGAGUUAACGAACUUUGAAGAGUCGAUUUUUAUCGCUGGUUAGAGUUUUUGUUUUUUUUGGUAAAUAUCUGAAUUUUUUAAUCAGAUUUACUCGUGAUCUCAAGAAAAUGGACCAAAUUUCGAAUUUAUAUUUUAUAAUUAUAUAUUCUAUCUGCGAUAUAAAAAUGACGUUUUACAAUGAAAGUUUCUAUU